Molecule: messenger RNA, 981 nt
Organism: Aphanomyces astaci
Lineage: Eukaryota; Oomycota; Saprolegniomycetes; Saprolegniales; Verrucalvaceae
Exons: 7
Coding region: 1-981 (326 amino acids)
Cellular component (GO): nucleus
Source: RefSeq, a predicted model, not a curated record
AUGGGUCGCGCAGAGAAGAGAAAGGCGGCGGUGCAACGCAGACCGCCAUCGCAAGUCGUCGAUAGCGACUCGGAUGAAGUUGAGUUCCAGCCCACGAAGCGAUCCAAACGAUCGUCCCAGUCCCAACGCCGUCCUCCACCAAGUCAACUCAGUCAGUCCAGCCAGCGAAUACAUAACGAUGAAGAGAAGGACGAUGCACAUGAGGAUGACGAAGCAGGCGACUUGGAUUUCACGCAGAGAGACACGGAACAACAUGUAGCGAUGAGUCAAGUGUACGACGACGACGACGAGCCUGCGCGCAUUGCCAACAUGAACCCCAAGACCAAAGAAGACUUGACGGCCAAAACCGUGCGCUACCUGCUGUACAGGGCCAACUCGCACAACCCCGUCAAGUUGGGGGACAUGACCAAGGAAAUCUUCAAGGACCAUCGCAACGCCGCCAGGCAUUUCCUGGGGGUGGCGGCGAAGAAGCUCGAAUCGACCUUUGGGUACCGCGUCGUCGCGGUCGACGAUGCCAUGCUGGGGGACGCCGCGGCCUCCAAGAAGGACGUGUUUAUCAUUGUCAACAACAUUGCAGACCAAAAGCACUUGCAAAAGAUCAACAAGUGCCAUGGUAUGAAGGAGCGGGGACUGCUCAUGAUGAUCUUUGGCCUGAUCUGGUGUGCGCCGCGGCGGCAGCUCGACGAAGAUGCCCUGUGGAAGAACUUGAGUUUGCUGGACAGUUCCAUUCGCGACAAGCGGAAUGCGCAGUUAGGAGACAUCGUGCCGCUGGUCAAGACGUUCGAGUCCCAGUUGUACUUGGCAUGCCAUUCAGAGAUCGACCACGAUGGAAAUCGCGUCAAGAGCUACGGGUAUGGCCCGCGGGCCAUGGCCGAGGUUGGCAAGGCACAAAUCCUCACGUUUGUCUGCAAGUUGAUUAAUGGUCGCCAUCCGUCCAAGGAGUUACUGGAGGAGCUCGAGCAUGAAGAGAACUUGGUGUAG